CUCAUCGUCACCACACCACCGUCUUUGUCUCUUUCCUAGCAUUAUCAAUUUCUCACCUUUCUUUAUUAAGUAAACAAACCUUCCCAUUUCUCCGCGUGUCUCCAUCUCUAUCCCUUCCCCUGUUUCUCGCUUCUUCCGUUUCAUGUGCCAUUUUUCCACCAACAUUUGCUCUCUUUAUCAAUCUUCUUUCUUCUGUGGAUAAUUAGUCGUGUUAUCCGGAGAUCUCCUUGUCAUUGUGGAUAAAAAGCUUGUUCCUGACAUUGUAAUCUGUUCAAAACAACGUUGCUGCUCUUCUGUUCUUGUGUUUUCAAUGAAGAUGGAGAUGUUUCAGUACCAGGAGGAGCAUAUAAGGAAUUCGAGGGGAGCUCUGCUUUUUACUUGUAGAUGGUUGCCUUUGUCUUCUCCAAAGGCGCUUGUUUUCCUCUGCCAUGGUUAUGGAAUGGAGUGCAGUGGAUAUAUGCGAGAAUGUGGAACCAGGCUAGCAAGUGCAGGAUAUGGUGCAUACGGGAUUGACUAUGAAGGGCAUGGAAGGUCCAGGGGUGCUCGUUGUUACAUAAAGAAGUUUGACAACAUUGUUAAUGACUGCAGCGAAUAUUUCAAGUCUGUCUGUAUGCAGGAAGAAUACAGGGGCAAGAGCAGGUUCUUGUAUGGAGAGUCAAUGGGAGGAGCUGUGACCCUGCUUCUGCACAAAAAGGACCCUUCCUUUUGGAAUGGUGCUAUUCUUGUUGCACCUAUGUGUAAGAUAUCAGAGAAAGUGAAGCCACACCCUCUCGUUGUCAACAUUUUGACUAAAAUGGAAGAAAUCAUACCUAAAUGGAAGAUAGUACCAACCAAAGAUGUUAUUGACUCAGCGUUCAAGGACCCCAUUAAGAGGGAAGAGGUAAGGAACAAUAAGUUGAUAUAUCAAGACAAACCAAGACUGAAAACAGCACUGGAAAUGCUCAGAGCCAGCACGAGCCUUGAAGAUAGUUUACAUGAGAUAACGCUGCCAUUCUUUGUGUUACAUGGAGAGGCAGACAUAGUUACAGAUCCAGAAGUGAGCAAGGCCUUGUAUGAGAAAGCCAGCAGCAAAGACAAGACUAUAAAGCUGUACCCUGGAAUGUGGCACGCUUUGACAUCUGGUGAACCCGACAAAAACAUAGAAAUUGUUUUUGCCGAUAUCAUAGCUUGGCUUGACAAGCGCAGCCAUGAUACUAUUGUUCAGCCAAUUCUUGAUGGAUGUGUUUUCAGCAAUGUUACACCUUCAGCUGCCGCAGAGGAGGCUAGAACACACUCACACGAGAGUUACUUCUCCGGAUUGAAGGGGCACAGUAAUCUCCACUCGGCAAUGUAAAUUGCUGCGUUGUUGGCGUGGGGUUUAUGAAUUUGUUUUCAUCUUCUUCUAACCGUGAAUUGAUUUUCUUUGAAAGGAAAAUGAAAUAAAAUGAUGUCUUUGAAGGAAAAUGAAAUAAAAUGAUAUGUAAUUUGUUUUUGAUCCAAAAAAACAAAAAAUUUGUUAGAAGAGUUUUCUGUUAUUUUAUCUAAAUUAUCUUAAAAAAAAAAAAACACCUUCUAAUGUU
Messenger RNA from Rubroshorea leprosula, 1559 nucleotides. NCBI's taxonomy places the organism in Eukaryota, Viridiplantae, Streptophyta, Magnoliopsida, Malvales, Dipterocarpaceae. The record is from the annotation of a GenBank genome assembly.